AUGGCCGGCACCAUCCUCCACCAGGCCGUCGAGCACCUCGCCACGCUCCGGGACCACGCCCUCGCGCAGCCGCCCUCGCAGUGGUGCCAGGCAUUCUUCCUCGGCGCCGCCGGCGGCCUCGUCGUCCUCCAGGUGCUCCCGCCGUCGCUGCGCGGCCUCUUGAUGGACUAUGGCCCGCGGGGGGGCGGCGCCGCGGACAGGGGCCGCGAGGCAUCAGGCGGACUGAAGAGGCUCCUCGGCGCCGCCACGAGCGUCGGCCAGGUCCCGCACGCGUGGUUCUGGCACUUUUACCUGCUGUCGGUCGCGGGCUCGGCGUUUUGGGCCUGGCAGUUCCUGGGCAAGGGGCGCGUCAUGGCCGCGCUGGCCGAGAGGCAGCGCGCGGCGGCGUCUUCGCCGCCGGGGCCGGAGGCGGCGCUCGUCGCCGAGAAGGAGCUGGGCCGGGUGUUUGCGGCGUGGGUCAUGAUGGCGCUUCAGGGGACUCGGAGGCUGUAUGAGAGCCUGUUUGUGAUGAGGACAGGAUCGGCCUCGUCCAUGUGGUUUGUGCACUGGGCACUGGGGUUGGCUUUUUACGCCGUCAUGAGCAUCAGCGUGUGGAUUGAAGGGUCUGAUGCCAUCCUCGAAUCCUGGAAGACGCAGGAUCCUGCGCGCAUCCUCGCCUCGCGCGUGCCCUCGGCCAUGGCCCUUUACUUUUGGGCCUGGUUCAAGCAGAACGAAUGCCACAGGCACCUGGCCGGCCUUAAAAAGUACACGCUCCCCACCGCGGGCCUCUUCCGGUUCCUCGUCUGCCCGCACUACACCUGCGAGUGCCUCAUCUACCUGAUGAUUGCGUUUGUGGCCGCGCCGGCGGACCGCUGGUUCAGCGGGCCCGUGAUUUGCGGACUGGCGUUUGUGGUAGCGAAUCUGGGGGCGACAGCGGCUGGCACACGGCAAUGGUAUGCGCAAAAGUUUGGUGCGGAAGCGGUGGCAUCGCGUUGGACCAUGGUACCAUUUGUAUUCUAG
This is a messenger RNA of Akanthomyces muscarius, 999 nucleotides long. RefSeq lists its product as uncharacterized. NCBI's taxonomy places the organism in Eukaryota, Fungi, Ascomycota, Sordariomycetes, Hypocreales, Cordycipitaceae. The transcript has 2 exons. Gene Ontology annotation, molecular function: 3-oxo-5-alpha-steroid 4-dehydrogenase activity. Bases 1 to 999 code for a protein of 332 amino acids. Gene Ontology annotation, cellular component: endoplasmic reticulum. The record is from RefSeq and is a predicted model, not a curated record. Gene Ontology annotation, biological process: polyprenol catabolic process; dolichol-linked oligosaccharide biosynthetic process.